Lodderomyces theae is the source of this 1269-nucleotide messenger RNA. Its product is annotated as cleavage polyadenylation factor subunit. Bases 1 to 1269 code for a protein of 422 amino acids. Gene Ontology annotation, biological process: mRNA processing; ubiquitin-dependent protein catabolic process; protein ubiquitination. Gene Ontology annotation, cellular component: nucleus. The transcript has a single exon. The record is from RefSeq and is a predicted model, not a curated record. Gene Ontology annotation, molecular function: nucleic acid binding; ubiquitin protein ligase activity; zinc ion binding. NCBI's taxonomy places the organism in Eukaryota, Fungi, Ascomycota, Pichiomycetes, Serinales, Debaryomycetaceae.
AUGUCGUCAGUCAUUUACUACAAGUUCCUACAUCAGAAAAACAAGAGUGUAAUACACUUUGAUGGUACUGCAAUCAGUGUAUUUGACUUGAAACGAGAUAUCAUUAGUCAAAACAAUUUGGGAACAGGCAAGGAUUUCAAUUUACGCUUAUACCAUGCAGAACAGCCAGAUUUGGAAUAUGAGUUGGAUAACGAUGUCAUUCCCAGGUCAAGCUAUGUACUUGCAAGAAGAUCACCAGUAUCUUCGAAAACGGGUAGGUUCAAUAAUGCAUCGCGGUAUGUAAGUGGGAAGCCACGACUUAAUCGAAAAGUCAUCAAUUCCACCAAUGCCAACGCGUCAAUGACAACCACUACUACUACUGCGGGUAACAAUGCUAUGCCUACCGCUUUAUCCCAACUAGGCGAAGAUGCAUCUGAAGAGGACAGAAUCAAGUUGAUGUUUGAAAAUCAGUCGAAUGUGUGGGCGCAAACACAAGAUGAAUUGGCACAACACAAGAUGGUUUAUUAUAAGCCAACAGCAGCGACUUCAACAGGUACUAAUAAAGAAGAUUUGCCACCGCCAGGUUACAUUUGCUAUCGAUGUGGUAAAAAGGACCAUUGGAUUAAAAACUGUCCUACAAACAAUGACCCCAAUUUCGAAGGCAAAAAAAUCAUGAGAACUACAGGUAUACCGAAAUCUUAUUUGAAAACAAUAUCGAAAGAAGAAGUUGAGAAAAACUCGGGGUCAUUCACUACUAAUGAGAAUGGUGACGUCGUCGAUACUGAUGGAAAUGCAAUCUUGAUUACUGAUGAAGGUGAGUAUGCCAUUGCCAUGGCUGAUUCAAAGACGUGGAUGAAUUAUCAAACAAAGUUGCAAAAUGCAGCAAUGAAGUCUAAGCAGGAGUAUGAAUCUCGAUUACUAGGCCUUGUUGAAAAAUAUCAAAAACCACAAUUUCUUGAUGCAUUAUCCUCAAGUAAAAAAGUCUUGAAGCCUCCUAUAUAUACAACUCCAUGUUGUCCUGAUUUGACCAAGUUGCGAAAACUAACCAAUGUGUACCAUAAUCAAGAAGAGAUUGAGAAUGUUUUGAUUGAAAAUGAUUUCCAUUGUCCAAAUUGUGGUAAAGAGGAUGUGUAUAUUGAUUCGUUGGUGCAUGCUGAAGCACUAGAAAAGGAGUUGCAAGAGUUUAUCGACUCAAAGGAAGGUGAAAUAGGAAUGAAGGAUCCAAGCAAACGGUCGUUAGAGGAAGUAGCCAAUGAUGAAGAUAAUGGCAUAAAGAAGCAAAAACUUUGA